CUUAUCAGAUCACAUAACCAUAAAUAGUAAUAGAAAAGAACGUAAUAGCUGCGAAUGUCAUGACAUCGGCCUUGACAUCAGGUAAAGGCCUGCAUAAGAAAAACUUCACAACAGUAGAAAGCAUGUCAUGACACCAGAUUUGACAAGAUAGAAACACAAUGAGUUUUACCAAAAAUUACAGCCAAUCAACAACAUCUACAGAUUGAAGUUCAAAUUCGAUUCUCUCUCCGAUUGCUCCUACUCUCCAUCAAGAUUCGAAGUUUUCGGAGCAUUCUUCAUCGUCCUCAAAGAUUUAUGGAGCUAUUGUAGAGUUAUCCGAAGAACUACACAAGGUUUAUCUUCCGUUCCGGUGUAUGAUAUUCGUUGUGCCCGAUGCACACGUUGGCGCGUGAUUUACCUUCAUCGCGCCGACUCUUGAUUGCUUAUGCAAAUUUUAAUCGGAGUGCUGACAUGUUUGUUGUUGCUUUUGCUAGCUCGCUCGCGGGAUCCUAGUUUACUCGCUCUCUUCGCUUUAGCUUACGGAUCAUCAUUCGUUUGGUUGGGUGGGAUGUUUCCAUGAGGUAAAAGGCCCAAUACCCAGGCCAGAGUUGACACAUAGGACACCUAGGAUAGAGUGGAUAGUCAUGACGCCGAUGAGAUGUCAGGUCUUGUCUAGUGCGAGCAUGAGACCCACGCCCAGUCGAGGUCCAAAUGGGGUAUCACCGUUGGCAUGUAUAUGCAACAAUGGUGGUGCCUCAGGAGGACUGAUAACGCUGGUUGCCAUUUUGACCUACCCUGACCUAGACUACACCUGUGAGUGGGGAGGGAUAUACAUGACAGGUACCGUUGGUGACUAUUCUGUUCUGUUGGUGACUAUUCUGUUCUGUUGGUGACUAUUGUUCCUAUGGCUGUGUGGUACCUAUGUCGGACCUUUGAUCUCAUGACAUCUGACCUAUAUCAGUUAUUCAGAGGAUUGUACAGUGGUUACUAAGAUUAUAUGGACCUUGAUCCCUUGUUGUUGCAUUGCAUAACAUCAUUGCUUUAUCUACUUCAUUUAUGGGGGAUUCUAAAGUCUACUUCAAAAAAAAGAGAAAAAAGAAAAAGAAAAAAAAAAGAAAAGAAAAGAGACUCUAUACAAAAAAAAGCUUUGAUUCCAAAAGAAAAAAGAAAAAAGAAAAAAGAAGGACAAAUGUGUAUGAAAAGACUUUAGGAUCUCUCAUAAAUGAAACAUUGCAUUCAUACUAUCAUACAUUUCAUAGUUCUAUCAUAAACUAAUUGGGGUCCCUUUCAACAGUAUUUCUGCUUCAUCAACAAAUUUGACUUCCCUACAUCUGUAUCACACGAGGAUUAAACAGAAGAGAAUCAUGGACCGUCUUGAACAAAAUCAGGUUGAACUUCGUAAGGACAUGGAUACUAUGAGGGAGAGGAUGACCCAACUCUUGGAGACUCUCCAUGUUGUUAUUCAAGGGCAAGAAGAGCUAAGACAAAGUGUUGCUAAGUUGGCUAAUGGUACUCCGACCACUGUUGCUAAUGGGGGAUCAAAACCUGUGCCCGUGGAAGUUCCUAAUAAGGAGGGUUCACAUCAUGAGAACGAUUCUGAACUUGAAACUUUUAAGUUCCCGAUCGAGGAAAAUGAGAGAAAAUUCCAUCUCCUGGAAGAAAGAUUGAAUGCUUUAGAAGGUCGAAGCUCCUCUGGUUUGAAUGCUAUUGAUUUGUGCCUAGUGCCUGAUAUCAAGAUUCCCGCUAAGUUCAAAGUCCCUAGUUUUGAGAAAUACAAGGGUACCACUUGUCCGAUGAGUCAGAUCAAGGCAUUUUGCAACAAGAUGGCUCCGUAUGCAGAAAAUGAUAAGCUUCUGAUGCACUUCUUUCAGGAUAGCCUAAGUGGGGCAUCCCUUGAGUGGUAUACACGACUCGAACGAACCCAUGUCCGCACAUGGGAUGAACUAGCAGAGGCUUUUCUCAAGCAUUACAAGUACAACAGCGAUAUGGCUCCUACUAGACUACAACUCCAAAGUUUAACUCAGAAGGUUGAUGAGUCUUUUAAAGAGUAUGCACAGAGAUGGAGAGAAUUAGCUUCCAGAGUCCAACCUCCACUCUUGGAACGAGAGCUUGUAGACAUGUUCAUGAAUACUCUGAAAGAUCCUUAUCUGAACAUGAUGAUUGGGUGUGCUUCCUCCGAAUUCUAAAGUUUGGUUGUCGUAGGAGAACGAAUUGAAAACGCCUUAAAGAUGGGUAAAAUCCAAGAUAUGGCCAAUGCUUCCGAAUUCACAGAAGAAGAGAAAAGUGAAACAGAUGCAAUUUCAGAGAAUAAAGAAGAAGAACUCCCUGCUUAUCCUCAGGUUCAUGUUCUUAACUAUCACCAAAAUUACCAACAACAAGGUCCACGAAGGCCGAGAAGACCACCAAGAAAGAUUGACCCGAUUCCUAUGACUUAUAGUCAACUGCUCUCUCAUUUACUCAAUGAAUCCUUGGUCGAACUAAGGGAGGCUAAGCCCCCUCCAACAUCGAUUCCUCAAGGAUAUGACUUAAACGCCAAGUGUGAGUACCAUUCUGGGGCAUCUGGACAUUCAACUGAGGAUUGUAAUAUUUUGAAACACAAAGUCCAAGAUCUCAUUGACUCCAAAGCAAUAUCAUUCACUCCAAAUGGUCUUCACAUAAAUUGAAAGGUUCAUGGGGCUCCCGAUUGAGGGAUAAGCAAGACGUACUCUUAUCUUGAGCACUGCAUCACUCGCAUUGCUCGAAUCCCUAAAGUAAGACAAAGAUUUACAACUCUUGGGUGACUCCGUUUGAGUCUUCUUUUGAAGUAAUCUAAAGUGUUUGGAAGGAACUGUAGAAGGUAUCCAAGAUCAAUAAGUCCAGACGGAGUCAAGCCUCCUCUACUAUGGCAAUCAUCAAUUCAUUUAUGCAUUUUUAUCUGUAAUUUUCCUUGUUUUGUUAAGUGUUACUUUCAUGUAAAACUUGUUUGUUUUUAAUGAUAAUAAAAAAAUGCACUGCAUAUGCUAGUUUCGAAUCAAUCCAUUCGUGUUCACUCGUAUCUUUCUGUCUAUCGAUAUCAAACUCUUGAUUAAGCAAAAAACAUCAAAAGGAGAAUGAUGAAAAUAAAAACGCAAAAUCUCUAAUUGUAUGCUUUUGAAUAAAACCCCGCUGAGGAUGUACAGGCAUUGUUUCAGAUCCCCAAACACUGGAGAUAUAAGGGAGUGCAACCCUCGUUAACCCCUUUGAGCCUCGAAGUAGGAGUUUCUUUUUCAUACAAAAAAAAAACCCUCACAUUUAACCCAGGGGCAGGGUAGCGUUCAAUUAACCUGAUCGAGCAUUCAAAAUUCAUCAGGAGUGUGCAUCUAAGGAUACAACAAUGGUUAUCUUUCAAAAGUUUGAGGAAAGUCAAUAUCACAAUGGUAAUCCCUCAUCAAUCAAAGAAUGAGGCAGUCACAAUCACCUCCAACAAAUAAGAGAUUCAGGAUCACACGACUUGUCAAGAAAAAGUGAAUAAAAAAAAGAGCCCGCUAAGUCAAUAAUAAGUGACUUAGGCAAAAAUUAGGGCAUCCCGCUGGACUUCAAAAUAAAAUUCAAAAGAAUUUGUCCAGGCAAAAGUUAGGGAAACAAAAAAAAAGCAGAAGCGAAAAACGAGGAUUACAAAACAAAGAUCCUCAUCGAAAGAACAAAGUCGUGUGAUCAGACACCAAAUCGAAAGGUAAAGUGACUGCCAUUUCCAAAUACUUCAUUGAUUCUUCAAUCAUCUCAAACUCCUCUUGAAGGAUGAACGCUCGUACCAGGUUAAGUUGAACUUAGGACUGGAGAACAUCACGAAGAAUGGGUGGGUUAGGUUAGACUUUGAGCCUUAAAUCCUUUCUUUCUAAAACUGUGAACCAGACCACGUUACAACCCUUAAAAGACCUAAUUAAAGCAGGGUUUAUUUCAAAGGCAAGUUGUGUAAAACUGACUCCUAGAUAUUUGCUUACCAUUUAUAUUGAUAUCGAUAUGACAAAUAAUUCAAACACUGAAUGUCGCAACUUUGUUUUAAUAACUUUGAUCUCGAAGCUAGCAUAAGCAUUGCAUCAGGAUUAUCAUCUUCAAAACAAAUAUCUUUUACUUGUGAACAAACACGUGGCAUCAAGGAAGAUCGAACAAUGAACAACUGCAAAAAAAGUUGAUCGAUUCCAUGAGCCAUUCACUUCAAAGGCUGAUCACUCCGAGGGGCAAGUUGUAUGAAGACUCUGUCAACCGAGGCAUCCAUUCACCGUUGGUCAAUCUGGGGCAAUCAAGUCGAGGAAUCUCUCUUGGGUUCAACCAAUCUGGGGUAGUUACGUCGAGAUUUGACAAAUCUCUCCAAGGAUCCUUUGGGGCAAAUUCCUUCAUAGUUCGCGAAUCUUGGGCCACAAUCUUCUGAGUUUUAUUGUCUCUCCAUGAUCAUAGGAGUUUAUUUCUCCUGGAACUUCGGUUCCAUUUCCCCAACCUGGUCUCCUUGUAUGGAUUUCUCAUCCUCAACAUGGUGAAUCGAGGGAAUCUCCUCAAGCUCACCAUCCCCAAGCAAUUCAAGAUGUAGGGAAAGUCAGAAGAAGUCACUUCCUCCCCAACAAAGCUACGUUUCAAUCCUCAGUGCAGUUUCCAAUGAUCUUUGGUGCUGCAGGGUUUCCAAUACCGAUUCAUAUUGGUAGCUCAAGACAACAAGCAAGGGACCCCAAUGAUCCUGCUUCUCUAUCUCACCGAGGCCUUUAUUUGGCACUCUGCAUAUAGUUUCCAUUGCAUAUAACAUUGCAUCCUCAAAAGCGUAGCAUAUCCAUCAAAAUGGAACAUUACGCCAUAGAAAAAUUCAAACAUGCAUACAAAGCAUAAGCCAGAUAAUACAAAUCAACAUUCAAUCAAGACAAUGAUACUUCCCCACAUAAAAUGUUGUCCUUACAAACUCCGAUUGAUAUCUGUUACUACAUCACAAAUCUCCUCAAACCAUGGUGCCAAUACCUGGUAUCCUCAAUCCCCAAAAGAAAUCUCAUCUUCCCUCUCCAAUGUGGAUCGGAUGCAAUGUCUUUCUUCGUCAGAAUCGUUGUCUCCGAGGUUAUUUCCCGUAUGCUGCGCGCAGAUUAGAGUGCGAAUAAGGGUGGGCAUUCAACCCAUCUCAUUUUUCAAUCGUUUGAAUAAUCGUACUUAGUGUGUGGCAAUUCGAACGAUUGCCGCUCUUGAAGAGUUACACCCCGCCUUUGGCCUGAGGGAUUAAUGUAAUUCUUAUGCUCCGCCAGCAUCAGCAUCUCCGUGAAUCUCCAAUGUUUACCGAUGUCUUUUGAUCGAGUCUAGUCGUCACUAGUCUCUGUGAUCUCUUCCCCCGUACGGGAAAACUUUUUAGAUCCAACCCCCGUGUUGUGUAUCCUUUGCCUUCCGUCCUGGCAAACCAUUUCAAAACUAAUUCCCAAUCCCCAACCUCAGUGUUGAUAUUAAUUCUUUCUUCCCUUGAUCUCAGUGUCGAUACCUUUCUUUUCCAACCUCAGUGGUGAUGUCUAUACUUUUCUUGUCCAACCUCAGUGUUGAUACCUAUCAUUCCUUCACCGACCUCUGUGUCGAUGCCAAUCGUCAUUUACAACCUCAGUGUUGAUGUUUAUCUUUUCUCGUCCCAACCUCAGUGUUGAUGUCCUCGACCUCAGUGUCGACGACUCCCUUUCACAACCUCAGUGUUGAUGUCUCCCAACCUCAGUGUUGAUACGCUCCAACCUCAGCGUUGAUGUCCUCCAACCCCAGUGUUGAUGUUUAUUCCUUCUUUCAAUUCUUGUGGGUCGUAGGUCCGUUGAUCUUACCCUAGUUUCGAGUCAUAGAUCGUAGGCCUGUCGACCUUAUCCUCGUAUUUUUCAAUCCCUGUGGGUCGUAGGUCCGUUGAUCUUACCCUAGUUUCGAGUCAUAGAUCGCACGAGAUCUUUUUCUUUCAGUUCUGAAGAUCGUACGAGAUCCUCUUUCGAUGUUGAGUCGUAGAUCGCAAUAGAUCUAUCUCCUUUCAGUCAUUGUCUCAUACAAUCAUUCCCUUUGAGAACCUUGUAUUGGCACCACUGCUACGUUACAAGCUAUCACCAUUCAAAUCCAGUUAUUCACUGUAUAUUUCUCCACCAGAAAAACAAAAAUUCUCUUUCCCCAGCAGAUAUCAAAACAAAAAUAAAGAUAACACUUACACCAUCUUCUCUCUAGGACAAAUUUCUGGUCUUGAUAUUUAAUCUUCUUCUACCUUGAAUGUUCGAAAGGCUAGCGCCAAUCUCACCUUCAGGUUUAAGACGAUUAAAUAGGGGCAACUGUCAUACCCCAAAUUUGUCCUAACCCUAACUUUUAUCUGGUUUAGGCUUAUGCAUUUCAUAAUCUCAUGUACAUACCUCCUUAAGUCAUCUAACACAUCAUGCAUCAUUGAUCAAUAAUUUUGCAUUUGAAACAAGGAUCUUGGAAGCCAUUGUGGAUUUCUUUCUCCUGAAGUUACAAGGGUUUUCCUCUAUGAAGAUUCAUCAAGGCCAAGAGGAUAAUAAGAGGAUAAUGGUUAUUAGGCGCGGCGUCGGAAUUUGUUAAAUCCACUAAGGUUCACCAGACUUAUACUAGGAUGGUCCCCUAUGCUUCAAGUCUUGUCUUCAUCCAAAGGAUUCCUCAGGAUAUUCCGUUUGUAAUCAUUGAAUCAAGGGGUUUGUGAAGUGGAGUGCAAAGAGAACGAAUCAUGAUACAAGAUUAUGAGCUUAAAGAGAGCAUUGUAUUCAAGGCACUACUAUAUGUUCAAUUUGUUGGUAGUUUGGUUUGAAUCAAGGAAUUGAGAUUGAAUUAGAUUCACAAUGAUUUGAGGAUGAAUUUGAUUCGAUGAUAUGAUUGAUUCUACUAUUCAAAUUUCUUUCAAGACAGUUUGGUUCAAGCUAAGACUCACGGUGCAAGAAAUGAGGUUGUGAAUUGUCUUCGAUCAAGGGAUUAUCAUUUCUCCCAAUUAUUUGUUGAUUGCAAUACAAGGUGAAUUAUAUUGGAGAUUUAAUUCAGGAUCAUUUGAGAAUUGAAAUAGCAUUCAAAGUUUUCACCGACUUCAUUCAUCAAGUCCAAAUCGCCAUGAUGCAAAGUCGUAAAACAUGAUCUCAAGAUGCCUAAGUUCAUUUAACAUACAAAGGAAAUGUCACUCAAGUCAACAUGGUUCAACUUCAUAUAUUCACUCAUAAUUCAAAUAUCCCACAACUGUAUUCAAAAUUAUCAUUCAAAAAAAUCCUUAAGCGAGCACUGUUGCACUUAUUACAUUCUUACACAAAAAAAGAAGGAAAAAUUACAUGGAUGAUUCCAAUACCAAAAGAGCUUAUGCAAGGUCCCGAUUACAUCACAAUCUCUAAAUUAGCAUACCAAGUUUCAUCACAAUUCCAUAUAAUACUAAAGGGUAUUAUUAUGCAAGAACAGUAUAAGAAAAUUACAAAAUUUUGAUCAUUGGAACCUAUUUCCAGCUUGUAAAAAAGGUUCUGCACUAAAUACGAUAGAAACCGAGCCACGUUCGAAAAAGCCUAAUACUGGCAGCCAAGCUCUCGCUUAUGCUAUCAUCAUUCCAAGUCCAUUCUCCAAAGUUCUCGUCCCGUUCCAAACAAGGUUCAAAACCGGCUGCAAUAUACUUCAAACCACAAGAAAAACCGGAGCUGUUUAGUCUUCAAACCGUACCUGCACAAUGUCGAAAGUCAGACCAAAAACCAAUUCAAAAAUAACAAACAAAAGCUAACAAUAGCACCCAUGUCAGCCCUGCACAUCCAGCAAGAGUACAUGCCGGUCAAAACCUCAGCCGCGACUCCAACAAUUCAAAAUGAUUCGGAAUCGGGGAACCUGCAUUAUCAUAAAAAAUCCAGCAAGAAGACAAGUCAGUAUUCAAAACCUAAUCAAGUCCGCAGCCUUGUGUCAUAUAUGCCACAUUCCAAACCAAGAUCCAAAAACAUUCAAAAGUUAGCAUUCAUACACACAUGACUAACUUCUAACUGUUAUAAACCAUAGCCAAUUACCAACACUUUCUACUAACCAAAACUUAACAGAACCCACCCUAACUUUCUAUACUUUCAACAGCAACAACCAUCUAACAGAAAUAACAACCAACCCUCUAACCGAUUCGUAACUAACUUCCAACUCAGUACUAACUUCCUAACAGUUUCAAAACCAACUAACAUUUUAGUUGACGAAUUCUAACAGAUAUAACUGAUUCUAACCCCUUCAUAACAGAUUCAUAACCAAUUUGUAACUGAAAUCUAACAACAGAAAAUCAGAGAUUAGUUACCUGAGAACUUCUAUAUAACAGCUUCCCCACCAUUCUUCUGGAUUCUCUCGAUUCAUUCUUCCCCCAUCACCUUCAUUCUCUUCCAGAUUCUUCACCAUCUUCUUCACCACCAUUCGCUGCUUCACGCCAUCUCACCCUCAACCAUUCUUCAUUUUCCCUUCACUUCCACUCUCAAUCUUCAAACUCUCUCAACUAGCUUCUUCAUUCCAAUCUUCAUUAAUCUGAACCUUCAUCCCUUCAUCAUCUUCAAUCACACACUUCAAAAAUCUCCAUAACCUUCACUGCAGAGUACCAUCGUCAUCAACCUGCAUCGAUAUCCACAUCCAACAAUCAUCUCCAAUCUUCAGACUAUAUCAUCUUCAUCUUCAUCAACAACAAACAACGAAAGCGCAAAUAUUCAGAAGUCGAGAAAAGAAGAAUCAAAAACAGAAAAAAAGAAGGAGUUCACGAAGAGAAGAAGUUAGAGAACUCAGAACUCACCGGAAGAACUCCAUCGUGUUCCUGCGUUCAUUUCGCACGCGAACAAGCUUCGGAGUCUCCCCUCUGAUCGUUCGUUCUUUGCUUCAAUCUUCACACCAGAGGUUCAAAUCGGAGACAGACUGAGUGAGAGUUCGAACCGAAAGAUAACCAAGCUCGGAGAAGGAAAGUGUGAGCGGAAUAGAGAACAAAGACCAUCGUGCCGUAGUCAUCACGGUGGCGCUGCGAGAGUUUUCGGCGAGGGAGAUUCGAGGGAGUUCGUCGUUUUCGGCCAAGGAAGAGGAACUUGAACAUUCGUUACGUGGUAACCCUAAUCCCAAUCUCAAUUAUUCCUUUUUUUUCUUUUUUUAUUUUUCUUUAUUCAAUUAAUUGUUUUUUUUUAACUUUUAAUAAAAUCUGAAAAUAAUUGUUGUUGGAUCAUACUCCAUGGGCUUCUCACACGAAUCUCUGUUCAUGCACCCCCUUUAGCCCAUUGCAUUUCCCUGCAUUUUUGUGCUUUCUGAAAAACUAUACAAAAACAACCAUUUUGGGCCACUUCUUUGGGCCUUGUGCGCAGAUCUAUUGACUGCACCACUGUUUUACACUUAAACCCCCUGUGUGCAUAAUUCAUGUUAGAUUUAGUGUUUUUUAACUAGUUUGUUCUCCAUCAUUUUUUGGUGUAAUUAAAUGACAUAGAAAACAAUAAAAAUGUUAGUUUUAGGAUUAAUAGAUGUUAGUAUAAUUAGGCUUGAAUUAGAUUUCCCUUAUUAACAAAAAACUCAUAAAAAUAGUAGUAUUUUUUUAGGUUAAUUUUUGCACUAAUGUUUGAAUUGCUUUUGUAUCAUUUACAUGUUAAUUUUUGUAUAAUUGUUGUGAGAUUUUGUUGCUUAGCUUUUGGCCAUAUUUUUGGUCCAUUUUGUUAAUAUCAUUUUAAUGCUCCUCUUAGAAUAUAUCCCAUUACCAUGUUAACAUUAGGAUUUAGACUUGUAUAGACAACUUAGACUAGAAUUUAGGAAUAGUUCCCUUCUCAUUCUCUUUUUCUUUUCAACUUUUAAAAUACUUAAUAAAAACCUGACAAAGAUCAUACUGUCACACUUCUGAUAUAUGGUGGGAAAGAAAUGAUUGGGGCGUAGGCCCCGAUGUACGUUCUUCCCCACGUAGUAGAAAAGAAAUGAUUGGGGCGUAGGCCCCGAUGUACGUUCUUUUCUACUAAACGGAAAAGAAAUGAUUGGAAUGUAGAUUUUGAUGUAUUUCUUAUCCGUCAUUUAGAGAAUCGAUUGUGGUGUAGACCUCGAUGUGCAUUCUCUAAAUAUUCAAAGAACAAACAAAAUCCUUUCGGUAUGAUCUAAGUCACGAAUAAUUUCCCCUUUAAAAGACACCAACCAAAAACACUCAAAACACUAAUAAAUGGUCAGAUUUAAAACAAAGUAAGGAAGUGAUGCGAAUCCUUGUAGUGGGUCUUCGUCAUCAUGGAAUUACCCUUAAAAGAUACAAACCAAUCCUCUCUCUUCCCUCUUUUCUUAAGGGCAUUGUUAUCUCCGCUCCAUUGCAUCCUAGGUCGAUCCCUUAUGCAAGAGCGCGAGCGUUAACUCCGCCCAACUAAAAAACACAAAAACAAACAAAACUAUGGAGCCGAACUACGGCGCUCUGAUAACUGAAAGGGAUACGUAGGCAUUAAGUCGCGGGGCUUGAACGAGCACAUUUGUAAAUAUUCCUUCUUUUCCCCGUAUUUCUUUUGCAUAUAGGUAGGCAUAGUACACACCCUAGAUAGAAACAAACAUAGGUGGAUACCAUCGAGUACGAUGGGCGCGAGGGGUGCUAAUACCUUCCGCUCGCGUAACCGACUCCCGUACCUUGAUUCUCUGGUCGCAAGACCCUGUUCCUUCCUUUGUUAGGUUUUCUGAUAUUCAUUUCCCUUAUGGGAUAAAUAUAUUGGUGGCGACUCUGUUCCUUUUUCGCGAGCGUGCGACACCCACAUAUCAGGGAUGGAAAAGCAAUGGGUAGCUUGGUAGCAGAGGUACCAACAUGCCUCAUAGUUUGAUCAAAUAUGUAAGUUCCAUAAUCAAACUUUGUCUUGGUUCCCACAUCAUAUAUGAAUCUACCUAGGCCAACAGCAAUGGUAGAAGUGUGAUUGGUAGGCACCCAGUUAGCAGCACCAAUUUUGUGCAGCAAAGCAUACCUGACAUUAAGAAGACUAGCAGACAAUUUACUCUUUAUGGGCCAUUUCUUAACCUUACCACCAGUGAUAACUUUGCACACCUCAUUGUCAGUCACUUCAAGCUCAGGUUGAGCCUCAUCAUCCCUACCUAGAUAGAGGUUGACAACAGUUGGGGAGAAAUCUAUACAUUUUCUUCUAACAUACACCUUAUGAAAAUCCUCAGCUUUCCCAUCAGCACAAUCUUGAGACAAAUUUACUAUAAACUCCUUCACGAGCAUUUCAUAGCAUUUAGAAAGAUGAGUAACAGUUUUAAGCAAACCUGCAGAUUUGAUGAGCUUCAUGACCUCUUGACAUUCCAGAGCAUCAUUUGCAAGCUCUCUUUCCAGAGCCAGUCUUCUCUGACAAACAAACUUCCACUGGAUAGCAUUUGAAGCAUAGUGCAAAUAAAUGUUGUCCAAGGGAACAUCACGAACCUUUGUGGAGGAUUUGGUGACAGCAAUCUUCUUCUUUGAAGGGAUGUCAGGGACAUCACUUAGGACAUUGUCCUCUGAGUCAGAAACACUUCUUUCUUUCCUCUUCUUCACAGCAACCUUGCUCCCAGUUCUUGAAGAUUCAGCAGGGACCUUCUUAAUCUUUUCUUUGGUGGCAUUCUUUAGAGGAGUAACUUUAGUCUUGGGAAGAUGUUGAUCAUCAACCUGUUGUCCCCUUCGAGCCUUGACUCUGUUAGAAAUGCUAGAGAUGAGGUCAUCAUCAGCAAUGUCAAUAGGAUCAUCUAGAUUUCCAGAUCCACCACAUCAUUUACACUGUCAAUAGGGCGAGUAAGCUUCUCUUUAGGAGAAGUAGCAGUGACCUCUUCAGCUUUCUCUGUUUCAAGAAUCGCAGCAUCUUUAGCUCCAGAUGUUUCAACAUCUUUAGCAUCAGAAGUCUCAACAUUGUUAGCUUCAGAUGUCUCAACAUCAACAUGAUCUUUGCUAGCAUCAACUUGAUUGUCUUUGCUGUUCUCAGGAGCAUAAGCUUGGGCUAAAGGAACAGAUAUUCCUUCUACCUUGUGACCUUCAUUCAAGAUUCUCGUGACAAGACCUGCGAUCGCAUUGUGGACAUAUGCAGAACCCUCUUUAUCCCUAGCAGAAAAAGUUUCUGGAACGGACCCACCAGUCGAUUUUCGUGCAUGUAUCUUUCUUGGUAUACUACUAACAGGAUCAGUAGCCGGAACCGUGUUCAAGGGCACAACAUUCAUCACAACAUCCUGAUCACUCACCAUAUUUGGUGCCCUAGAAUCGGAUACUGUUUCAGAGCGGGAAGUCGUCUUCUUUGAAGGAGAAAUCUGAGACAUGCUGAGAAGGAAUGAAACGAUGGGGAAGGGUUUGUGAAUGCAGAAAAUCGGUGAGGUAGAGUGAAUGCAGAAAAUAGGAUUUGUGGGAAUAGGGACCGUUUGGAAGGAGUGAAAGUGAGGGGGAAAAUACACUUUAAUAUGCAAUGAUAACAAAUAUUUGGAGAAUAGAAUACUACUGGCCCCACAAAUGGUUAAUUGCUAUAAUUCCUCACAAAGACAAAUACCUAGCUUACUUCUCAAAUUUUCAAAUUGAUUAGCAUCCAAAGCUUUUGUGAAAAUAUCAGCCAGUUGAAGGUUAGUAGCAACAUGUUCCAAGGCGAUUACUUUAUCUUCAACAAGAUCUCUUAUGAAGUGAUGUCUAAUAUCAAUGUGCUUGGUCCUACUAUGCUGGAUAGGAUUCUUUGAAAUAUUAAUGGCACAUAGGUUGUCACAAUAUAAUGUCAUGACAUCUUGUGUGACAUUAUAUUCUGUUAACAUUUGUUUCAUCCAAACAAGCUGAAAACAACUACUUCCUGCUGCAAUGUAUUCUGCCUCUGCAGUGGAUAGGGAUACACAAUUUUGUUUCUUGCUGAACCAUGAGAUAAGGUUAUUCCCCAAGAAGAAACAUCCUCCUGACGUACUUUUUCUGUCAUCAGCACUUCCAGCCCAAUCUGCAUCACAAUAUCCAGUGAGAAUUGGUUCACACCCAUGAGAGUAGAGCAUACCAUACUCACAAGUACCAUUCACAUAUUUCAGAAUCCUCUUGACUUGAUUUAUGUGACUGAUCUUGGGUUCUGCUUGAUAUCUAGCACACACCCCAACAGCAAAAGCAAUAUCAGGCCUACUAGCUGUGAGAUACAGCAGACUUCCUAUCACGCUUCUAUACAAACUUUGAUCAACAUUAGUGCCCUUUUCAUCUUUGGACAAUUUUAAAUGAGUAGGUGCAGGUGUUCUUUUGUGACUAGCAUUUUCCAUCCCAAAUUUUUUGACAAUGUUUUUGGCAUACUUGCUCUGAGAGAGAAAAAUUGAGUCUUCCACCUGUUUAACUUGCAGCCCAAGAAAGUAAGUUAAUUCUCCAACUAGACUCAUUUCAAAUUCUGAUUGCAUCUGAUCAACAAAAUGUCUAAUCAUCUUGUCUGACAUCCCACCAAACACAAUAUCAUCCACAUAGAUUUGAGCAAUCAGGAUCUUUCCUCCUUCAUCUUUAACAAAAAGAGUUUUAUCUAUCCCUCCUUUCCUGUAACCAUUACUAGUAAGAAACUCAGUUAGUCUCUCAUACCAAGCUCUAGGAGCUUGUUUCAGGCCAUAAAGAGCUUUUCUUAGUUUGUACACAUGAUCAGGAUGGUUUGGAUCAGCAAAGCCUUUAGGUUGUUCCAUAUAAACUUCCUCACUCAAGUAUCCAUUUAAGAAAGCACUCUUCACAUCCAUCUGGUAUAGUUUGAAUUUUAGAAUACAAGCAACUCCUAACAACAAUCUAAUUGACUCAAGUCUAGCAACAGGAGCAAAAGUUUCAUCAAAGUCAAUUCCUUCAACUUGAGUGUAUCCUUGAGCAACUAGCCUUACUUUGUUUUUGAUAAUAGUUCCCAGUUCAUCUGACUUAUUCUUGUAAACCCAUUUUGUUCCAAUGACAUUUGUACCUUUAGGUCUUGGAACCAGCUCCCAUACUUCAUUCCUUUCAAACUGGCCUAGUUCUUCUUGCAUAGCAUUAAUCCAAAACUCAUCUGUCAAUGCUUCCUUAACAUUCUUGGGUUCAAUUUUUGAUACAAAACAGGAGUUUGAGACCUGUUCUCUUGACCUUGUAACAACUCCACUGUUGGGAUCUCCUAUAAUAAGUUCACUAGGAUGAUCUUUUUGAACUCUUAUAGAGGGUCCUUUGUUAGAGGGUUCAGCUUCAACUUCUGUAACAGUAGGACUUCAAUCAUCUUCUUUCUUAGAUCCUUCAGCUGCGGGUUCCCAGAAUGUUCCAACAUCAUCUGUGACAUCUGCUUGUUUGUGAACAUCAUCAACCACUACAUUUAUGGAUUCCAUGAUUAUUCUGGUUCUUGAGUUGAAAACUCUAUAGGCUCUGUUGUUUGUAGAGUAGCCCAGAAAAAUCCCUUCAUCACUCUUGGAAUCCAUCUUCCUUCUGUGAUCUCUAUCAGCAAGAAUGUAACACUUACUACCAAACACAUGGAAGUAUUUGACAGUGGGUUUUCUUCCCUUCCAGAUCUCAUACAAAGUGGUAGAGGUUCCCUUCCUUAAGGUAACUCUAUUAUGAACAUAACAGGUAGUAUUCAUGGCUUCAUCCCAUAAAUAAAUAGGGAGUUUCUUAGCAUGAAUCAUAGCUCUGGCUGAUUCUUGAAUGGUUCUAUUUUUACUUUCAACAACCCCAUUUUGCUGUGGAGUAAUAGGAGAUGAAAAUUCAUGGUGUAUCCCUUCAGAGGAGCAGAAAUCAGCAAACUUUUGAUUCUCAAAUUCCUUUCCAUGAUCACUUCUGAUUCUCAUAACAUCAUUUUCCUUUUCCCUUUGAAUUCUUUGACACAGGUCUUUGAAUACAUCAAACACAUCUGACUUCUCUCUGAUGAAGUUUAUCCAAGUGUAUCUGGAGUAGUCGUCCAUAACCACAUAAGCAUAUUUCUUUCCACCAAGACUUUCCAUUUGCAUAGGUCCCAUCAAGUCCAUAUGAAGCAGUUCUAGAACCCUGGAAGUAGUUAGAUGUCUAACCUUUGGAUGUGACAUCCUGGUUUGUUUUCCUACCUGACAUUCACCACAUAUUUUUCCUUCAUCAAUUUGUAACUUGGGAAUUCCUCUCACAGCUUCCAUAGAAAUAAUCCUUUUCAUACCUCUUAGAUGAAGGUGACCAAGUCUUUGAUGCCACAACUUUGCUUCUUCUUCUUUAGAACAUACAGUUGAGUAGCUAGAUUCAUGAGAAACCUACAAGUAACCGUUAUCUUUGGAUCUGACUCCCCUCAUUACUACUUCCUUUCCUUCAUUAGUAACCACACACUCAGCUUUAGUGGAGUUAACUUGGUAUCCUUGGUCACAAAGUUGACUAAUGCUUAUGAGAUUAGCAGUCAAGCCUUUGACCAACAAGACACCUUCCAGAUUUGGAACUCCUGAGCAGUCUAGUUUUCCAACCCCUUUGAUUUCUCCUUUAGCUCCAUCACCAAAAGUUACAUAGCUAGUAGAAUGGUUUUUGAUAUCUACUAAUAGAUUCUUGAUUCCAGUCAUGUGUCUGGAACAUCCACUGUCAAAAUACCAAUCUUCUUUGGUUGAUACUCUGAGAUAUGUAUGAGCUAUUAAAGCCAUAUUUUUAGGUGUCCACUGUUGCUUCUUGAUGGGCAUGAUCUGCUUGGGUCUGUAGUAUGGAGCUUGGUCUGGGUAUCCAUAUAAUCUGAAACAGAAGGGCUUAAUGUGUCCAAAUCUACCACAGUAAUGGCAUCUCCAUCUUUGAAAUUUCCUCUUCAUUUUACUUUUGUCAUGAUGUUGAGUCACAUGUUUUGACAUCGGGUUCAACAUCUUAGAUUCUGGUUUAGCAUUACUACUAGCUUGAGGAUGUUUCUUUGCACCAACAAAUCCUAUACCAGACAUAUCUCCUGAACCCUUUCCAAUCUGUAAAAUCUCUUCCAACAUAUCAGAACCACUGCUUAACAUUUUGACAGAUUUUGACAUCUGAUCAAGUUUGGAUGUUAGCAUGGUAACUUCACUGUUUAGACCAGAUAUAGUUUCACGAAGCCCUGUGUUAUCAGCCUCCAACUGGACUAUGUAUUUCUUCUGCUUUUCACCUUGUUGACAGACUUCAGCACUUCUGAUACAUAGCUUCUUGUAAGAUGCUGCCAAUUCUUCAAAUGUUAGCUCAUCUUCACUAGAAUCUUCAUCAGAGACACAAACACCAGUAAGGGCUGUGACAUGUUUGGCAGAUUCUUCUUCAAAAUCACUCUCAGAAUCUUCAUCAGACCAGGAGACUGACAGUCCUUUCUUUUGUUUCUUGAGAUAAGUGGGACAUUCAGCUCUAAUAUGUCCAUAUCCUUCACAUCCAUGACAUGAAUUCCUUUGCCUUGAUUGUACUUUUCUUCAGGUUUUACCUUUCUGCUAGAGUCAUAGGAUCUGUUAGUGUCAGAUGAUAUGUUCUUGACAUUUGGUCUUGACUUUUGAUCCAUUCUUCUCAUAAUCUUGUUAAAUUGUCUUCCAAGCAUGGCUAUAGAUUCAGAUAGAUUUUCUUCUCUACCUUCCUCUACUUCUUCUUGAGAGUUGGACACAAAAUCUAGACUUUUAUUCUUCUUUUCAGUAUUGUCACUGAUCCCCAUCUCAAAGGUUUGAAGAGAUCCAAUUAAUUCUUCUACCUUCAUAUUGCUGAUAUCCCGUGCCUCUUCUAUAGCUGUGGCUUUCAUAUCAAAUCUCUUCGGCAAGGAUCUAAGGAUCUUUCUCACUAGCUUUUCAUCAGACAUUUUUUCUCCUAAAGCUCCUGAGGUAUUAGCAAUUUCAAGUAUAUUCAUGUGAAACUCAUGAAUACUUUCAUCAUCUUUCAUCCUUAGAUUCUCAAACUUUGUAGUUAGCAACUGAAGUCUUGACAUCUUAACUUUGGAAGUGCCUUCAUGAGUAGUUCUGAGGGUAUCCCAAACAUCUUUGGCUAGUUCACAAUGGUGUACUAGUCUGAAUAUAUUCCUAUCAAUUCCAUUGAAUAGAGCAUUUAAAGCUUUAGAGUUGCCAAGAGCCAGCUCCUCCUCAUCUUUGCUCCAUUCUUCCUCAGGUUUGAGGGAUGACUUGCCAUCUUUUCCAGUAGUGACAGGAUGUUCCCAUCCUUUGUUUGCAACUCUCCAUGCUUUACUAUCCAAGGAUUUCAGAAAAGCCACCAUACGAGGUUUCCAAUAAUCAUAAUUAGAUCCAUCCAGAAUGGGUGGUCUGUUCACAAAUCCACCACCUUCCUUGUCCAUAGUACCAGAAAGUGCUGUCCCUAGAUCUCACCCAGUAAGAAAAACAGGCAGGGUGCCUGCUCUGAUGCCAAUUGAAAUUUUGGAGUCAGAUACUUGAUGUCGAAUAGGAUGUCACGACACUACUAUCUGAAUAAUUUUAAACCAAUGAACAAGAAAGAAACAAACAAAUAACAAACAACAAAAGAGAGUUGUUAACCCAGUUCGGUGCAAACACACCUACAUCUGGGGGCUACCAAGCCAGGGAGGAAGUCCACUAUAAGUAGUAUCAAUUUAGAGUAAUACAGUUCAAUAUUACACCUUUCACUUAAUAUCUAUCCAAUGCAACUUCAACCUAAUACUACUUAGAUCAAAGAUUCCACUCACUCCCCCUCAAUCACAGCAGUGAUGAAUAACACUCAACGAAUAUGAAUAGAAGACACACUUCAAGGACACAACUUGAUCUUGCUUAAAAGCUUCAAUCAAGAACAAUGAUACUCUUGCUUAAAAGCUUCAAGUACCUCUUACAACUCAAACAAAAACACCUAGACCAAGACAAUGAUCAUGAUGAUUGUUUGGCUCACAAGAAAGCUAGAACUUAAAAACCCUAAUAACGAAAACCUCUUAAAACUUCUCUUAGAAAAACUGUACACGGGCUGCAGCUUCUUCCUAAUAUAUAUAGCCUUCAAAACGCAGCAGCUGGGCCUUGGAUCCAAAUUAGUCUUUAACCUAAUUAAACUAAUUUCCACAAAUCAAGGAACCAAAAUAAGAGGAAUUAAAGACGUCCUUGAAAAGAUCAAACAGAUCAUAAUCUAAUAUUUCCAAGUGAGGCGCAGUCCAAUAUUUCCAAGUAAGGCGCAUAGGAUCUUAACAGAUCACACAAACAGAAUUAGUAACAGAAUAAGAUGUAACAGCUACGGAUGUCAUCACAUCGGCCUUGACAUCAGGUAAAGGCCUGCACAAAUAAAGAUUUCACUACAGUAAAAUGCAUGUCAUGACAUCAGUUUUGACAUGAUAAUAUCACAAUGAGUUUUACCAAAAAUUACAGCCAAUCAACAACAUAUACAAAGAUGAUGCAUUUGGGUUCUUGAGGUCAUGUCCCAAGCUAUUAGGUCAAAUUCUGAGCAAAAGUCAGGAGUAUGCUGUCUUCAGUCAAAACCCUAAUUUGGUCGAUUCAGAGCUUUGGAGCUUGUUAAAAUGAAUCAUUGAGGACCAAAUAUUGAUUGUUGAUGAAGAUGGUUCAUUUGAGAUGAAGGGAGAACAAAAACCUAAUUGGUUGUUGCUUGUACUGAUGAGUGAUUUCUUGAUUAAACCCUGCUGAGCACAAGUAGAAAACACAAGCUAUGCAGUUUGUUAGAGAUGCAAAUGAUGCACAUGCAAAUGAUAUGAGGUGGUAUCUUAGGUCAAAAAUUGGGGUAUGACACAUAAGACUGACAAGAAAGAUGGAAGUAUCAACUGUUGCACUCCUUUGAUCUGUAAGUGGCUUAUUUCGCACUUACCUCAGACUAGGAAUUUCUUGAGCAAUCCUGAUGGUCUCCGAUGGUCUCGGAAGAUUAUGCCUCUUAUUGAUGGUAUUAUUCAUUGGUACAAUCCUGCUUAUGACAUUGGUGAAAUUAUCGAUAGUUUUGGAGAAUUCUCCAAUGUACCUCUUCUUGGUAUACACGGGGGAAUAACCUACAACCCUAUUCUUGUGUGGCGUCAAUUUAGUUACCCCAUGAAGGAGUGACCUGCUAGUAUUCUUGUGUCAGGAAUCUUUUAUCACAAUAAGGAUGGAGAUUCGGAUAUGAGAAAUCGGUUUGUGCGUGCUUGGCACAAUAUUGAUAGGAAGAGAGAUUUGGGAAAGAAUCAAUGUGUUGCUCUUAACGACUACACUAAUUGGGUUCAAGCUAGAGCUCAUACUCUUCAGAUGCCUUAUUUACUCGAGGAGCCCUCUCUACCUGUUGCUCCAUCAUCAUCUUCCACUAUUCCCAUUGAGAGUAGGGAAGAGUAUCGAGAGCUCAUGGCUAGGGUGAAAUUGGAAAGGGAUACUUAGGAAAAGAAGUUUUAUGCUUCAGAGAUCGAGAAUAAAGAAUUGAAGAAGCAAUUGAAAGAAAAAGACGACAUGCUUUAUCUUCAGGAUGGUUGGUUGAUAGAAAAGCAUGAUCAGAGUCGUUUCGUCGUCAGGAAGAGCUACUUCAGCAACAUGGCGAGAAGCAGAAGAGACAACAAGAGGAUUUAUUUUCCUCUGAUAGUCAGGAAGAUUCAGUUGCAUGGAAGGAAGUUGCAGAUAAGCUGAUGGUCGAGAAGACUCAUAUGAAGGCCUUUUAUGAAGAUGAGUUGGAGAAGCUCCGCGGGGAAGUUGCAAAAAGGAGUUGGAUCUUCAUCAGAAGUGUUUUCUUCUAGCUUUUAGUUUUAUUCUGUAAUCUUGUAUUUUCAACAUUUUGUAAGCCUUUCCGUUAUUAAUGAAAGAAGUUUGUUUUUUAGUUGUAUUUUAUAUAUGUUGUAUUUUUAUGAUCUUUACAAUUAAUGUGGUAAAGUUCUGUGAAAACCAAUCAAAAAUAAAAAAAAAAUCAUUUGCAUUGUAUUUCAUGCAAAAUUCCGCAUUUUGGUCUUGCUUUCGAGAGUAUUUCCGAGGUCUUAUUCAAUGUUCUUCAUACAGAAUCAAGUUGUCUCACCGGUAUAACACUCGAGCUAACUGCAAAAAGAAGAUGGAACGUCUUGAACAAGAGAACCGUGAGUUACGUGAAGAGGUUGUUACUUUGAGAUCUGGGGUGGAGCGUCUCACUGCUCUAGUCGAGACAUUGAUGGCUGCUCAGAAUCAGAAUCAGAAUCAGGUUCCUCUUCCUUCCAAUGCUCAAACUCAAGGUUAGCCACAAAGUCAGACCACUAUGAUCUCUGAGAUGGUUGCUGCAACAAUUCCUACAAAUCUUGCUGCUGCUAGUCAACAACGUAUGCCUAAUGGAUAUCCCUGGGGUAUGCUUGAAAGUUAUUUUUCUAUUCCUGUGAUGACUCGUUCUCUGACUCCUGUCAUGGUCACUACACCUCCAAUUGUUCAUACUGGUCCUUUUGUCCCAGAGCACAUUUAUGAUGUUGCGCCAAGUGAAGGUUUGGGUAUUCACGACAGAAUGGAUGGUUUCCAGGAUCUGUUUGAAGAAUUGCAGAAAGAGAUGAAAUCCCUUCGAGGAAAAGAAUUGUUUGGAAAGAAUGUGCAUGAUCUUUGUCUUGUUCCCAAUGUGAAAGUACCUACUAAGUUAAAGUUGCCGAAAUUUGAGAAGUAUAAGGGAAAUUCUUGUCCUCAGGUACAUAUGCUGAUGAAUGUAAGAAAGAUGUCCACUCACACUAAUAAUCAGCGUCUGUUGAUCCAUUAUUUCCAAGACAGUUUGACUGGAGCUGCUUCUAAAUGGUAUAUGGGCCUUGAUAGCACCCAUAUUCGCACUUUUAAUGACCUAGCUGAGGCAUUUGUUAAGCAAUACAAGUACAAUGUAGACAUGGCUCCUAAUCGAGAUCAGUUGAGAGUUGUGACGCAGAAAGAAAAGGAAUCCUUUAAGGAAUAUGCUCAGAGAUGGCGUGAAGUAGUCGCCUAAGUGAUUCCUCUGAUGGAAGAGAAAGAGAUAACUAAGAUUUUCCUGAAGACUCUUGGUCCGUUUUACUAUGAGAGGAUGAUUGCAAGUGCUCCUGUGGACUUCAGUGAAAUGGUGGGUAUGGGUGUCAGGCUUGAAGAAGCUGUAAGAGAAGGUCGUGUGGCUCAGAAUGACAAUCCGUCUCGUAAUGCAAAGAAGUAUGGUUCGUCUUUCCAAAAGAAGAAGGAAUCAUAUGCUAAUGCUGUUUCUCAUGGAAGGAAUAGUCGAUCUAGAAGUCAACUUUAACAAGUGGCGUCAGUGACUCCCAUUAUGAAUUCAGCUCCUCUGGCUCCUGCUAAUCAACAGCCAGCAAGACAAAAUCCGUCUCCUCAAAUUAAUUUUGAUCCCUUUCCUAUGACGUACACAGAAUUGUACCCUGCUCUGAUUCGUAAGAAUUUGGUUCAGACAAGGUCACCACCUCCUGUUCUUGAGAAGCUCCCUUGGUGGUACAAAGUUGACACUACUUGUGCUUUCCAUCAGAAUGCCCCUGGGCAUGACUUAGAGAGUUAUUGGCCUCUAAAGAAUGAAGUUUUGAGAUUAAUCCGUUCUGGUAUGCUCUCAUUCCGUGAUAUUGGUCCUAAUGUGCAAAAUAAUCCUUUGCCUCCUCAUGAAGUAUCUGCUGUGAAUAUGGUGUAUGGAUGUCCUGGGAAGUAUCGUAUUUAUCAUGUGCAACACAUCAGAGGAUUGUUGGUAGAUAUGCACGCCACUCUGUGUGAAUAUAGUCAUUAUGAGCAUAAUCAUGAUGCUUGUAGAAUUUGUUCAGUCAACUCUUGAGGAUGUUAUGUUGUGAGAAGGGAUUUGCAAGAGAUGUUGGAUCAAGGGCUCAUUGAGAUUCUUAGAGACAGAGAUGAAGAUGAUGUCAAUGUGAUUGAGCCGUAUUUUGAAAUACCAGAAAGUGUAGAAAUUGGUUAUUAUGGAAAAGCUGCUGUAGAGACACUUGUGAUAUGUUUGCCUGGAGCUGUACCCUAUAAUUCUGACAGAGUUAUGCCAUAUAGGUACAAUGCUCCUAUGCUGGAAGGUGGAAAAGAAGUAGAGAUUAAGCAUUUAUCUUCUGUUGAGAAUAUAGAAAAUGUCAGUAGAAUGACUAGAAGUGGGCGAGUCUUCACUCAACCCCACGUAGUUGUGGAUAUUCAGAAGAAUCCCACUCAAGUGCCUGUGACUACUAGUGAUGCGACAAAAGUGAAUGAUGGGUCGUCUUCAGGAAAAGAGAUGGAUGCGAUUUUGAAGCGUAUCAAGAUGAGUGAUUACAAGAUUGUGGAUCAGUUGCAUCGUACUCCCUAUAAGAUCUCUAUAAUGGAAUUGUUGACAAGUUCUCCUGCUCAUAGAGAUUCUUUGAUGAAUGUGCUUGAUCAAGCUUUCAUGGAUCAUGAUGUGACAUUGGAUCAGUUUAAAGGGGUUAUGAGUAACAUUACUGAGUGUAACAAUUUGAGCUUCAGUGAUGAAGAUUUGCCUCAGGAAGGAAGAAAUCAUAAUUUGGCUUUACACAUCUCUGUUAGUUGUAAAGAGGAUUUGUUGUCAAAUGUGUUGAUUGAUACUGGUUCAUCGUUGAAUGUUAUGCCAAAAUCUACUCUUGCUAAACUUUCUUAUGGAGACACACCAAUGAGAUAUAGCAAUGUGAUUGUGAAGGCCUUUGAUGGAUCAAAGAAGUCAGUAGUGGGGGAAGUUGAUUUUCCCAUUUGUGUUGGCCUGUCUAUCUUCAAGAUUACCUUUCAAGUGAUGGACAUAUUUCCUGCGUAUAGCUGUUUGUUGGGACGCCCAUGGAUCCACGAAGUUAGGGCAAUUACUUCUACUCUUCACCAGAAAUUGAAAUUUGUGGAGGAUGGAAAGAUGGUUGUUAUGAAUGGAGAACAAGCUUUGUUGAUUAGUCAUCUAUCUUCAUACCGUACUGUUGAAGCUAAUGAAGCUAUCAUUGGAACUGUGUUCCAAGCCCUGUCUGAUAAUGAUGAGUUCAAUAAAGAUGAAGCCUCCAUUGCGUCCUUCAAAGAUGCAGCAGGUGGUUCAGAAAGGACACUCAGGAGUAUGGGGACAAGUAGUGAGUUUUCAAGAGAAUAAGAAUAGAGAUGGUUUGGGAUUUUCUUCCUCAAACAAGUCUAUGAUGAAGCCAGAAUCUGCUUUUCGCCCUUAUCAGGAGAUUUUUUGUAGUGUUAGGUUCCUAUAUCCGAGCUAAGCAUGCCAAACUUUGUGACUCAUGGAAAGCUGAUCAAGAACUGGAUCACCGUGGAUGUUCCAGAUUGUACUCAUGCUUCAAAGUAAUUUGUUUUUUAUGUUUUUCAAAAUCCUUUCACUUUUCCCAAGGUGAAAGUGACAUUGUUGGGGCUUUUCCUGUUUGUUUCAAACAUUAAAAUCAUCAAUAAAAGUCAUUUGUUUCUGCAUAUAUAUGCUUUUUAUCUUUUUGCUUUUUUUUUUCUAGAAAGUGGUAACACAAAAAACCUUAAAAAUAUGUUUGUCAUAAUUUGCAUGAUUACAUGUUUGCAUAUGUUCUUUCCUUUUCCUGAAAUAAUAAUCACUUGUGCAGAUUAAUCAAUGAAACCGUUGAAAGUAAUGACCCUACACCCUCUCCCAACUUCGAGUGUCUUGUGUAUGAGGCGGAAGAAGAAAGUGAAGAAUGUGUUCUUGACGAGAUUUCCUGAUUGCUUGAGCACGAGGAAGACACCAUUCAGCCAUAUAAAGAGCCGUUAGAAGUCAUCAACUUGGGUUCUGAAAAGGAUAAGAAGGAAGUCAAGAUUGGGGAACUACUUGGUCAAGAUGUUAAGAAGAGGAUGGUAGAGCUUCUUAAAGAGUAUGUUGACAUUUUUGCUUGGUCCUAUCAAGAUAUGCCUGGGUUGGACACAGAUAUUGUGGAGCAUCGUUUGCCGUUGAAACCUGAAUGCGGUCCUCUUAAGAAAAAGCUAAGGAGAAGUCAUCCUGAUAUGGCGGAGAAGAUUAAGAAUGAGGUUUUGAAGCAGAUAGAUGCAUGCUUCCUUGUCACUUCCGUAUAUCCUCAAUGGAUUCCCAAUAUUGUGCCUGUUCUGAAGGACGGGAAAGUUCAUAUGUGCGUGGAUUAUAGAGAUUUGAAUAAGGCCAGUCCAAAAGAUGAUUUUCCUCUACCUCACAUUGAUAUGUUGGUAGAUAAUACGACAAAGUUUGAGAUUUUCUCCUUUAUGGAUGGUUUCUCAGGAUAUAACCAGAUUAAGAUGGCACCUGAGGACAUGGAAAAGACAAUUUUCAUCACACCAUGGGGAACAUUCUGUUACAGAGUAAUGCCUUUUGGGUUGAAGAAUGCUAGCGCGACAUACCAAAGGGUCAUGACCACUCUUUUCCAUGAUAUGAUGCACAAAUAAAUUGAGGUUUAUGUGGAUGACAUGAAUGCCAAGUCUCGAUCAGAGGAGGGGCACGUGGAGGAUCUUUUAAAGUUGUUUCAGCGUUUGAGGAAGUAUCGUCUCCUCUUGAAUCCAAACAAAUACACUUUUGGUGUCCGUUCCGGAAAAGUGUUGGGUUUCAUUGUCAGUCAGAAAGGAAUUGAAGUAGAUCCUGAUAAUGUUAAAGCAAUUCAAGAGAUUCCAGCACCAAAAACUAAGAAACAAGUAAGAGGUUUCUUCGGACGUUUGAAUUAUAUCUCUAGGUUCAUCACCAAUAUGACAACUACCUGUGCCAAUUUUCAAGUUGUUAAAGAAAAAUCAAGGAUGUGAGUGGAAUGAAGAUUGCCAAAAAGCUUUUGACAAUAUCAAAGAAUAUCUGCUUGAACUCCUGUUUUUCUCCCUCUAGUUGAAGGAAGGCCUCUGAUUAUGUACCUCACAGUGCUUGAGAAUUCAAUGAGAUGUGUGUUGGGUCAACAUGACGAGUCUGGUCGAAAAGAGUAUGUAAUAUACUAUCUUAGAAAAAAGUUUAGCGAGUGCGAAACAAGAUACUCGCUGCUUGAGAAAACUUGUUGCGCUUUGGCGUGGGCUGCUCGCCGACUGAGACAGUAUAUGUUGGUUCACACCACCCUAUUGAUUUCCAAAAUGGAUCAUAUUAAGUACAUAUUUUAAAAUCCUGCAUUAACUGGAAGGAUUGCUCGCUGGAAAAUGUUAUCUGAAUAUGAUAUUGAAUACCGCGCUCAAAAAGCCGUGAAAGGAAGUGUGUUAGCAGAGUACCUUGCUCACCAACCAAUUAAGGAUUAUCAGUCUAUCAGAAUGGAUUUCCCGGAUGAGGAUGUGAUGUAUUUGAGAGCUCGAGAUUGUGAUGAACCUUUUCCAGAAGAAGGACUAGAACCUGGAUCCCAAUGGGGCUUAAUUUUUUAUGGAGCUUCUAAUGUUCAUGGGCAUGGUAUUGGUGAUGUUAUUAUCACUCUGCAAGGUUCACAUAUUCCCUUUACUGUAAGGAUAUGCUUUGAUUAUACAAAUAAUAUUGCUGAAUAUGAAGCUUGCAUUAUGGGACUUGAAGAAGCUAUUGAUUUGAGAAUUAUGAUUCUUGAUGUUUAUGGAGAUUCUGCGCUUGUGAUUAAUCAGAUUAAAGGAGAAUGGGAAACGCAUCAUCCUGGCUUGAUCCCUUACAAAGAUUAUGCCAGAAGGUUGUUGACAUUUUUCAACAAAGUUGAAUUCCACCACAUCCCUCGAGAUGAGAAUUAGAUGGCUGAAGCUUUGGCCACACUGUCUUCCAUGUACAAGGUGAAUUUCCAUAAUGAGGAACCUCAUAUUACAAUCAGGCGUCUUGAUAUACCUUCUCAUGUGUUCGCAGUUGAGGAAGUAAAAGAUGAAAAACCUUGGUAUUAUGAUAUUAAGCAUUUUCUUCAGACCCAAGAGUACCCACUUGGGGAAUCCAAUAAGGAUAAGAAGACUCUGAGGAGAUUUCAUGAUAGUUUCUUCAUCAAUGCAAAUGUUUUGUAUAAGAGAAAUUAUGACAUGGUUUUGCUCAGAUGCGUGGAUAGACACGAAGCAGACAUGUUGAUGCAUGAAAUUCAUGGAGGUUCUUUCUCUACCCAUGUCAAUGGACAUUCAAUGGCUAAGAAGAUGCUUCGAGCAGAUUACUAUUGGUUGACAAUGGAAUCUGAUUGCUAUAAGUUUGUAAAGAAAUGUCACAAGUGUCAAGUGUAUGCAGAUAUGAUUCAUGUGCCUCUGACACUUCUCAAUGUUAUUUCUUCUCCAUGGCCUUUCUCUAUGUGGGGCAUUGAUAUGGUUGGGAUGAUUGAACCCAAGGAUUCGAACGGACAUCGAUUCAUUCUGGUAGCAAUUGAUUAUUUUACCAAGUGGGUAGAAGCUGCUUCAUAUGCUAAUGUGACUAGGCAGGUUGUGGUCAGAUUUAUCAAGAACAACAUCAUCAGCAGAUAUGGUGUGCCUAGCAAGAUAAUUACCGAUAAUGGUUCAAAUCUGAAUAUCAGUAUGAUGAGGGAACUAUGUGAGUAUUUUAAGAUUGAACAUCACAAUUCUUCUCCCUAUCGGCCAAAGAUGAAUGGAGUGGUAGAAGCGUCUAACAAGAAUAUCAAGAAGAUUGUUCUGAAGAUGGUUGUUACGUACAAGGACUAGCAUGAGAUGCUCCCUUUUGCUUUACAUGGGUACCGUAUAUCCGUUCGUACUUCGAUAGGGGAAACUCCCUUUUCUAUGGUUUAUGGUUGUUGCACCCCAAAAUUUGCCCAUCUAAUUAUUCUUAAUUGGCUUACAUAUCUCAUUCAUUUGCAUUUUUGGGUCAUCAAUAAAAUCACGCAUUCGUUAAUAAUUUGAAGUAAGAUUGAGGAUCUUGGGUGUAAGGACUCCUUUAUGGCUCUUAAUAACUAUUCAUAUGCUGAAUAAAAGUCAUUCUCUGACUCUAUUUAUCUGAUUCUAUCUAUCACCAAUUUAAGGGGUUCAUACAAUUGUUUGAGGCACAUGAAAUGAACCCUAGUUUGUGCGGUAAGGCUAUAAUGAGUCCAUUUAUCUUUUGGUGCUUCAAACCAAAGUCUCAUAUAUAUCCAGUUUGCUUCAAAUACAAAAUAUCAUGGAUUUUAGAUUUGAUCAAGACAUUAAGUAUUGAAUUUGAAUUUAAUUAUUAUGGAGCACAAGCUUGAUUCAAAGGUCUUCAUUCAAGAUUUAUACUAAUAUGAUUCAAGAAAAUUCUAUCCAACUCCUUUUCAUCCCAUUCAAAACUCCAUACAAGUUUCACAUACAAGAUUUGCUCAUAGUUGGCCUCUUAAGAUUCAUCAUUAUCACAUACAAGAUUUGCUCAUAGUUGGCCUCUUAAGAUUCAUCAUUAUCAUUACAAGCUUCACCCACCUCAAAGUUCAAACAAAAUAACGAUACAUGUUCAUACAAUGCCAUGGUCCAAGUCAUAUUACAAAAAAAAUACACAUCUAGAAAUCUAAACCUCAUGCUACUACAUUGCUUCUAUACAUGAAAUCAUUUGUUCCUAAAUCUUCAAAUCACUGCUCCAAACUUCACUUUAUAAUCUAUGACCAUUCUUAAAAGUGUGUUGCCAACAUCAAUUUCUAACCUCACUUCACAACAGUACUUCAGUUAACCUGCAAUCAAAUCAGAACAUACGUCAUUAUCAAAAAAAAUAUAUCAAAGUCACAAUACACAUACAUGUUCACAUCAUUCUGCAGAAGAACAAAUUCAAGUGAUGCAAUCCAUUCAUAAUGUUAAACCAAAUACUACUAACCAAGAUCAGUUCAAGGCAAAGCAUGAAGGAAACCAAAUGUAUAUUUAAUUCUGUCCAAAACCAAUCAGCCAGCAUAACCACAAAACAGAGCCACAGCAGAAAAGAAUUAUAACUACCUCUAACCUAUUUCCAUUUUAACCUAUAACAGAUUUUCAACCAACCCCCUCACUAUUCCUAACCUCCAUUCUAUUUCUAAAUCAGUCCCUACCACUCUAAACCUUCCUAACCAAUUAUGCUGACUGAUUCUUAACAGAAUUAUAACAACCUAUAACCGAUUCAGUUACAAACUCUAACAGAAUUACUAACCACCCUAACCAACUUUGUAACUGAUUCUAACCACUUGCUAACCGAAACUUCCAGAGGAUAACACAUAACUAACAGUUUAACAGAAAAACAGGAUUAACCAACCUCUAUAUAACAGGUUCCCCACCAUUCUCAUGAGCUCUCGACCAUUUGUUCACCCUCCACCAUUCUUCCAAUUUCUCAGCUUCUUCACCAUUUUCAAUCACCUUCAAAUCGCCACCAUCUUCAUCACUUCAAAGCUCUUCAACCUCCAUCUUGCUACCUUCACCUUCAUACUGCAACUUCAUACCUCACGCUCCAUCUCCUUCAUCAAUCUUCAUCAACUUCAAAUCAAAUCAUCCUCACGCAUCAAUCUUCCUCUCAAUAACACCGCAUAACGCCGUCCAUCACACAGAAGCAUAGCGAGAAAAGAAGAAUCAAAAAAGAGAAAAAGAAGGAGUUCACGAAGAGAAGAAGUUAAAGAACUCAGAAAUCACCUGAAGAAUUCAUCAAUUGCGCACACUGAAGAGCUUUUGAUUCUCCCCUCUGGUUUUCCUCAAUAACUAUCAUCGAGCUUCAUACUCUCCAGGUAAACACUAUAACUUUCCGAUUCUUGCAUUCUUUCUCAUCUACGAGGUGCUAGAGCUUGUUCUGUUGACCAAAAUCCCUAUGGUGGUAGCUUCUAAUUGGAUCGAAAUUGUUGUGUAAACCGGUUGAUAUCACUUAGGUUUUUGUUCGUUCCGUUUUGAGGAUUAGAGAGUGAGAACGAGAGAUUAAUGUGGAAUCACGUUAGGCUAAACUCGAAAUUAGGAAGGAGAGGUCGUUGGUGGUGCGUUCAUCACGGCGGCGCCUUGUAGUAGGUUCAGAGCUAAUCAAAGUGAGGAAGUGAUGCGAUGCCUUGUAGUAGGUUUUCGUCCAUCAUGGAAUCACACAUAAAAGACACAAACCAAUCUCUUUUCUCUCUUGCCUCCGAGGCAUUCUUUCCCUUGCCUUCAGGGCAUUCUUUUCUCCUAACCGGACACGUUAUUUCCGCUCCAUUCCCAGCUUAAGACUCCAGAGGUCGAGCAGCGGAGUGCGAAUGUAACUUCGUCCACUAAAAAACACAAAAACAAACAAAAACUAAAGAGCCGAACUACGGCGCUCUGAUUCCUGAAAAGGAUACGUAGGCAUUAGGUCGCGGGGCCUAAGCGAGCACAAUUAUUUAUAAACCUUAUUUUCCCCGUGUUUCUUUUUCUUUCAUUUGCAUGCAUUCCCUUAGCAUUAAGCUUUAGAUUUAUACACCCUUAGAAUAGAACAAACAUAAGUGGAUCCUGUGGAGUACCACAGACGUGAGGGGUGCUAGCACCUUCCCCUUGCGUAACCGACUUCUUACCUGAUCUCUGGUCGAAAGACCUUCUCUUAUCCUUUCUUCAUUCCAGGUUUUCUGAUAUUCCUUUCCCUCUUUGGGAUAAAUAUAUUAGUGGCGACUCUGUUUAUAUUUCGCGAGCGUGCGACAAUGGUAUGGAAGCAGUGCUCCUCGUUGAGGUUGAGAUUCCAUCAUUGAGAGUUUUAAUGGAAACCAGGUUAUCUGAGGCUGAAUGGUGUCAGAGCAGGUUUGAUCAAUUGAAUUUGAUAGAAGAAAAGAGAAUGACGGCUUUAUACCAUGGUCAUAUGUGUUAGUGCAUUUAUUGACUGAUUGGCAUCUAUGUUUGGCUAAAACAUAAUAGUAGUAAAACAUAAUACAAGUGUAAUCUUGCAAAUAUAAAAAGAACAAAACAGGUACAAGCAAGAUGUUAUAUGGAAUGUCAUGAAAUCAACUCAUGACAUUGCGCCUGCAGAACUGGAAGGAAGAUUCAGUUUGUUACUCAACAGAUACAGGAUAUUCGUAGAAUAUUUUGUAAUUCUAUGUGGCGCAAAUUUAAAGGUCAAAAGAAUAUCGAAGAAUCAGAUCAGAAGAUUGAAGAUUUAAGAAUAAUCAGAUCAGAAGAUUGAAGACUCAGCAGUUUCUAAUUUAGGAGAUAAAUUAGGAAACUCAUGAUUAAAAAGACCUUGAUUGUAGCAGAAGAUUUCUGCAGAUUUGUAACAGCAAGGAGUGCUGCGAUUUGUAAGCUCAAGUACAAUUGGGAAUAGGUUAUAAAUAGAAAUCUUUGUAACCUAGUUUUAUAUAGAAAACCUUGUUUAUAAAAGAUGUAGUCAUUAGGGUUUCUAUAGGUAGAACGCCCAGGUUGUGGGAUGGCUGCCAUGUCCUUCUCGAAACCUGUAGGUAAGAGAAGUGAUUGUUCUCACUCGAAACCUGUAGGUAAGAGACUAGUAUUUUAUUCUUGAUUGAAGCUGUGAGGCAAGAUCAAGUUAUUGUUCAUUGUUAAUUGUGUAAAUAGUUGUUGCAGGGUUGUAACAGUUAGGUAUCACUUGGGAGUGAGCAGAGGUUCUCUUGUCUUGGAUGGAUAUCUGAGAUAAAGGUUGCAUUGGGUAGUGACUAGGUAAACCAGAGGUUGUUUAUCUGUAAACCUGAAGUUGUUUACAUAAAAUAGUACUACUGAUAGUGAAAUCUUCUUCCUGGCUUGGUAGCCACCAGAGUAGGUAGUUAGACCGAACUGGGUUAACAAUUAAUUGUGUUAUUUGUCUUCUGCAUUGUAUUGUUUGUUCAUUCUUGGAUGUUAUGACAUCGUUUAUAACAUUAGGUCUAGAAGUGUUAGCUGUUCCUUUACAGAAUCUUAUAAACUUUACAAUCUGGUUAUGUUAACUAAACAUAUGUGAUCCCAGGUAUCAUUGACUCCUGUUUAGGGGUAAUUAAAAGUUGGGGAAUCUUAUAAACUUUACAAUCUGGUUAUGUUAACUAAGGUUAUGCUCAACAAAGUUCAAGAAGUGGCAGUUCUGUAUGUUGAGAUUGUGGCAACCUCUCUGUGCGUGCUUCUAGUAUCAAAAGGUCAUCAGUUGAUCAAUUCUGGAGGAGAUAAGUUAGUAGACAAGGGUAUGUUGAAGAAAGAGAUGAACCUUGUGAAAAAAACUAGUAGUACAAAUGUCAGACACAAUGUUAUGACAUCUUACUUCUGGUGUAAGUUUUUAAUGUAAAGGAGCAACUUUGCUAUAGUGAGUGUGUUCAGCAGGAUAGUUGAACAGAGGGUGCGGCUCUUGAAGAUAUGAAGAUGCGUCUUAUAUUUUCCAUUCAUCAUUUCAAGCUUAUUCCUUGAAGAAGCUCGGACUAUCUCAGAUAGGGGGAGUAACUUCUUUUGUCAAGAAAAGUUUCUUGGUUAAAAAUACUUUAACAUCGUGAAGAAAAUGUGACAUUUUUGUCAGUUAUUUGUCAAUGGUUAAAUCUAACCAUGUGCAACUGGAAACCACAAUCCCUUCUCUACACUAAUGAGGUAGCUGUAUGUCUAACAGUCUCAAGGUGUUCAGAACAACAGAAGUCUAUGUCUAUGUCUAGUGAGUAAAUGGGGAGUCUGUUACUUGGUCCGUAGGAUGCUUUGUCUUAAUCUUUUAAAGAAUCUUGAGCUAUGUUCUUAAAAGGAAGAAAAGUGACAAUGUCUGACAGGAUGUCAUGACAUGUCUAAAGACAUUGAAUCUUCUAAGUCGAACAAGGAAAUAUGUCUUGAAGUUUAUCUACACAUCAGUGGUCGGUGUAAAGUACAAUCAAUGACUAUGCAUGCACUGGUAUUUCAAGAUAACUCCUAUUAGAAAAACAGUCAAAAACUGUUGUGGAAAGAGUAAUUACUUUUGGAACUGUUUCCUAAUUAACCGUUUGACCGUUGAACAAGACCAAAGACCAUCGAUAUUUCCUAUAAUCUCCAAUGGCUAUAUAAUGGCAUCUCCAUGGAUUACAGAAAUCAAACUCUCUCAAGAUGUCGUUCGUAUGUGUUCUUAUGAGUCGUGUCUGGGUUUGGUAUUGUGAUGGGUUGCUGUACCAAAACCUCUUCAGAAAAAGAAAAACACGGGCUAGGGAUGUUGAUGGUCUCUACCAUGGAUUUUUCUUCAAUAACAACAACGAUGUUCCACCAUAUACAACCUUCAGUAUAGGAACUAUUAUCGUUGUGAUAUGUGAUCUGAGUUAUGAACACAAUUGUGAUUUGUGUUAUGAGUUACUAGGACCGGUGGACAGUUUUCACUCAAGUCGUCUCUCAGGGUCUAAGCUAUGAUUUGGUUUCUGGUUCAAGAUAAAGGAAGGGGUCUCUUAUGCCACCAUUGGUCUUCCAAGAUGUCAUACCCCAAAAUUUGACCUCCUCUUUUCAUCUCCAAUGUGUCAUACCCCAAAUUUGUCCUACCCUUAAUUAUCUGGUUUACAUUCAUGUUUCAUAUAGGUCACUCAACUCAUGCAUUCAUAUCAUGGUUACCAAUCGAAGACUUGAAAGAAAAGAGCCUUUAUGGCAAAGAACUCCUGAUUAAAUAUGAGGAUCUGAGGUCUGGUCUCGUGGCACUAUCCUUCUGAGGGCACUCUUGAAUCAGUGGUUUUCUCACCUUCAAGUCAAGGCAUUGGUUGGGAAAUACAAGCUUGAUGCUUAUCUGAUUAUUCUGAAUUAGGGUUUCUUUGACCAAAGUCAACCAGUUGACUUUCUGGUCAACGUUUAAUCAAGAACGGAUCUUGUGAGUGAGAAGCUUUCAUAUUGACCAUAUAGGACACAUUCGUUUGACUGAAUCUGACUGGAGAAAAUUUAAUCGGGAAUUUCAUCAAUAAUCAGAGAAAAUCAGAACAGUUGACUUUUGGGUCAAAAUCAGAAGAAUUAUUCAAAUAUUGACUUUUGGUGGAAAACCGGUCAAAUAAAGUCAAAGAAAUGAGAAGAAUCAAGAAAUAAUCAAAACUGCCAAAUUUGGAAAGUUAGUUGAAAUGGGAACUUGCCAAAAGAGGAAAGUUCUAUACUUAAAGAAUUUUUGAGUGAAUUUCCAAUUGGCUGGGCAGCUGACUUCAGGUUCGAUUAUCAUGUUGAAAACGACAGAAUUUUAAGACAAGCUCAACAUCAAAAGUGUUCAAAUCAUAGCCCUCUACAAUUCUCUAGUUGGGAGUUUUUCCAGUUGGAGCUUGAUUCGAGAGUUAUGUUGGUUUGAAGUUAGAAGAAAUGCAUUUGUUCAAGUCAUUCAACUAGGCAGAUUUUUGGUCAUACGUGAAGCAUUUUGACAAACAUGUGGUGUGCCAUAUCUCAAGCCAAUUUUAGAGUUCUAUAAAAAUUCCAUGGAAGCAAACUUGGUAUGCUCCCAUUCUUUGCCAUGUCCUCUAUGUAACAAAACAAGAAUUGAGUCGAUUGAGCAAGUAUUGAACAAAUUGGAGAUAUUCAAAGUCGUGACCUCACCAAGAUACGCGUGAGCAAGAGUUUGGGCCAGAGUCUUAGUCAUACGCCAGGCAUUUCAUCAAGCACGUAACGUGCCAUUUUCAAACUCGUUGGCUGGAAGUUACAAGCGUUCAUUUAAAUCAAACUCAAUGGCAAUAUAAUCUCUCCCAUGCCCCCUACACAACAAGACAAUGAUCAUGGAAAUUGACCAAGUAUAGAAUGAGGUACAUGAGUCUAAAGUCAUGCCAUCGCCAAGCCACGUUUCGAUUGGGACGUAAGCCAAACUCCUGUCACACACGCAUGAGGCAUUGGCAGCAUUAAUGUUCUAAGUUCAGGGCCAUAUUUCUCAUACUUAUAAACCUCAUCUCAUCAAGUUCCAAACAUCAAAGUCAGUCCAUCUCAUGUCCUCUUCGUAACAAGCUCGAGAAUGAGUCAUAUCAUGAGCCAUGGCAAGAGAUGUAUAGCUUCAAAGUCUGCUUCAGAGGUGAUUCUCAAAGGUAGGGUGGCAACAUGAUUUUAUGCAUGGCAUGGCAUGUAUGGAGCCCAGCAUGUCAUCAAUGCAUUUUACUACAAGUAGCCAUGCAUACCAUAUAUUUGAAAAAGCUAUGAACAAAAUUACCAUGGGAAGAAACUCUUGCUCAUUAAGUUUGGAGGAGAGAUCUAAUGCAACGCACCACACCAUAACCUACCUACACACUCACCAUAUAAAGCCAAAAACUCUUCACAAAUCGGGAAACACACGCUCAUUUCCUCCACCUUUCUCACAGCCAUAUCUCUUCUCCUCUCUCCUAUUCUCUCACUCCUCAUACACCCCCCGAGAGUUGGUUACAAACUAUAACAAACUCUUAACCACCACCACCACCAUAUCAACAAAACGCUUCCAUCAUUCAUCUUUACUUUCCACCUUCGCCUUCCCUCUUCCACCACCGUCAUCACCGUAACCACCUUCACCAUCAUCAAACCAACUCCAAACGAUCACUAUCAACCGCCAUAAUCAAAGAAAGCAAAACGAAACGGUUCGCAUCGACUAGAAUCAUCGCUACUCACGUCAAGAACAACAGAGCGUAGAGGAGCUUUCUGGAAACGUUAAUUUCUCUCAGGUGUGAUCUCUGGAUCUUUCUAAACCCUUAGCUUCCAUGUUAGGUUCGUAUAGUGUUUGUUAGCUGCGUUGCUUGUUCAGAUUUCGAUUGCAAUUGAUUUACAGUAUACGCGCUUGUUUCCUUGUAUAUAUUCAGUGUAUCUUGAUCCUGUGAGUUGUGCUAAUCGUUUAGGAUAGUUUAAGAUCGUUUCGUGAAAGCCGGUGAGUUGUAGCAUAAUCUUGUGGCUUCUGUUCAUGUUGUUAGAGUGCGAUUGAGAUAAAACCGAGCACAGAUUUGAACUCAGUGGCAAAUUCCGAGUCAAAUGAUACCGGUCAUGAGAUUUUCUGCAUUUUUGUUGAACUCCGGUAGUGUUUCUCGCCGGAGAAGACGACUGAAAGUCAUCUCCGGCCGCCACGCGAUUUCCAUGCAUUCUGACUCAUAUUUGCCCACGUGGCACCUUUCUUCUGGCUGAGGCUCCCAUUUAGUUGCAACGUUUGUUUUAUUCUUAUGAUAGGGAUGGCACUGUGGCGUGUUAUGAUUGGCUGAGCAUAUCAUUUUGUCAUCUUGUGACUUAAAUAAUAAGGGUCCAAUUGAUAUAAGGUUAAUACUAUGUGUCAUGCUUUUUUUUUUUCAGACUAUAGUCUAAUUAAUAAACGUGACAUACCCAUAUGAAAUGAACAAAUUAAAAUCAAACAAAGGGGAGGAUUGGGUUAUUGAUGUCUGGACCACGCAGCCAUUCGCAUAUGGGCCUCGUACUUUUUCUUUCUACACUCCCCAGUAUUUAGGCCCAUUGCGCCAAUAAUCAGGAUACAGCUCAUUUUUGAAUUUACUUUCUUACCCCCCUGGCUGACAGAUUUUGAGAAUGUUUAGAAAUUGUUUUUUUCUCUAAAUUUUGACUUGUAAUUCAGUUUCCACUGAAAUAAAAAAUAAAUAAAAAUAGAUUUUAAGUAGGAUUUUGUGUGUACAUAAUUGUGAUAUUUUUGUAGAUUUUUUAGAAAUUAGUUGUGCAUUUUUAAUAAGUCAUUUACUUGGGUACGUUCGUGUUUCUUUCGGUUUUGCUAUGUUUUGCAAAGUAAUUUCGUUUAACACCUUAGGAUCAGAAUUUAACUACCAAUUUUUGUAUGAUUUCUGUAGACUAACCCAUGAUGUUGUGUAUAAAAUAUGAACUCCUAAUUCUUUGUUUUGAUUGGUAUUUGGUUAGCGUUGUUUGACUCGAUUAACACGCGUUUCUAAUAGACAAUUGUGACGUUUGUGCUCUCAAAUUGAAAUGCAUUCAUGCAAUAAUGUCGGUUCCUUUUUGUACAUAUGAUUAGGGAUGUUUAGAGGUCCUAAGACCUGGAAUUGAAAAUUUUAGAUCAUGUUUUCCCAUUUUACUCGAUUUUUCUUUCUCACAUGUAAAUAACUUGUUUUUGGUCGACGAUUGCACCGUAACUUGUACAAAUGACCCGUAAUUUUGUGUGAAACUCUUCGGCAUGAUUUUGUGGUUGUUUAGGCAUCUAGUAGAGGCUAUUUGCUACUGACUUGUACCAUUUGAUUACAUGUUUCUAACUUCAUUCACAAUUUGAAAUCGUUUAGCUAGUAUUAACCUAGUGUUGUCUAGUUUUGGUUAGAGUUUCGUAUUGCUUCAUGCUAAUUGACUAAUAUAGAUUAAUAUAGGAUAUUAGAACUAGAUGAUUGAGUUUGCUACUGAAUUGAGGCCUAGCUCAUUGUGUUCACUUGCUUUUGUUUUGAUUAAUUGAUGUUUGUCCGCUAAUUGAUAAGUAACGACGCAUGCGGUACUUUGGUAACUUCUUGUGGAUAUUUUUGUAUGAUACCGUGAUGCUUUUGUAUUUGAUUUGGGACACUCAAUCCCUUGUUUUGCUACUGACUUGGGGCUUCCCUCUCUUGUUUCCAUGCUUAGCCUCUCAUUUCUUGCUUUGAUGUUGCUUACUCCUUACUAUUGCUUGCCAUGUUCCCUUAGACUCUUCCUUCUUUGUUAAGAGGAAUCGAGAUAGGAUAGUUAUCCUCGACCUUAGGGCCAUUUGUAGAUUAGAAUAACAUAGGUUAGAAUGUUAGAUCUAGUUCCCUAUUGCAUUCUUUUUCUUUUUAACUCUUUAAAACAUUAAUAAACGGAAGAUGCGAAUCACAUUAAACAAGUGAUUGAGAAAUGAGUGGGAUUCAUUCCCUAAUCUAUUUCUCAAUCGCUCAGUGGCAUAGAAACGAGUGGGAUUCAUUCCCUAAUCUGUUUCUCGGUCACUACUUAAUGGGAGAGAAACGAGUGGGAUUCAUUCCCUAAUCUGUUUCUCAAACAUUAAUUAAUGGGAGAGAAAUGAGUGAGAUUCAUUCUCUAAUCUGUUUCUCGAACAUUACAUAAUGGGAUAGAAGUGAGUGGGAUUCAUUCCCUAAUCUGCUUCUCGAUCAUUAUACAUUUUAUGUGAUUCGAAUCGUGAAGUAAAUUCCCUUAAAAAAUACACAACCAAAAACACUUAAAACACCUAACAAUGGUUCAGACUAAGGCAAAGUAGAGAAAGUGGUGAGUGGCCCGGCAUUGGGAACUGUUCACCACUCAUCUACCCUAAAAGACACAAACCAAUCAUUUCUUUUUCUUUUGCCUCGUUGGCACCUAAUGGCAAUGUCAUUUCUGUUCGUACGCAUCGUAGGUCUUCCCUUAUGCAAGAACGUGAACGUUGACUCCGCCCAAUUAAAAAACACAAAAACAAACAGAAAAUCUUUAGCCGAGCUACGGUAACUCUGAUUCCUGAAAAGGAUACGUAGGCAGCGGGGUAGGGCCCGUGCGAGUACAAUUCUUUAUUUUCCCUACAUUUUGCAUUCAUUCGCAUUUAGACUUAGACAUAGAUAUACACCCAUUAGAUAGAAACAAACAUAGGUGGAUACCAUCGAGUACGAUGGGCGCGAGGGGUGCUAAUACCUUCCCCUUGCGUAACCGACUCCCGUACCUAGAUUCUCUGGUCGCAAGACCCUGUUCCUUCCUUUGUUAGGUUUCCUGAUAUUCCUUUCCCUUAUGGGAUAAAUAUAUUGGUGGCGACUCUGUUCAUUUUUCGCGAGCGUGCGACACAAUGACUCAAGGUUCGAGGGUUUUCUCAAGUCACUCUCUCCUAUUCAAAACUAGGGUUUGCUAUUUAUCUAAGGAGUUUGAAUAUUUAAGGCCUCAAAUGGAUCUCAAGGUGUCUCAUAUGUCUCAAGGUAUCUCCAUGUCAAUUAUCAAGCUUUAAUCCCAAGGAUUUCUCACUCAAUGGCUCAGACGAUCAAUAGUCGACUAUGUUGACCUAAAAGUCAACUAUAGUCAAAAUACAGACAAACUUUAAGACUUUUGGUCGACAUCAAGUAUGUGAGGUUACAUUCAUCAUUUGAUCAAAGAUUGACCAUGAUCCAUUAAUAAAAACUCAGAAAUGAACAAAUUCAAAAGGUUCAAAUUAGGGUUUUUUAUAGGAAAAGUCAACUCAACUUUGACUGGUCAUAACUUCCACAUGGAGUAUCAUAAAUUUCUCACUCAAAGCUUAUUUUAGAGGAAAUUGGAUUAUCUACAAUUUUGUCUCUCACAAGCCAAGUCCAGAAAUGCUUCAUUUGAGAGAUAUGGUGCAGAAGAUUAUAGGUCCUCCAAAAAGGUCCACAAAGACACCUUUUAGGUCAAAGCUCAUAACUUGAGCAUGGAAGAUCCAAUCGAGAAGAAACCAAAAAGGUCGUUUAGGGGAUUCUUUGAGCUUUCUAAAAAAUCCUAGAAUGCAUUCAUAUGAUUAAAAUUGAAGGAGAUACAAAGCUUAGAAGUUGGUCGAAUUUCGGAGAAACGCAUGAAGAAGAUAUUGACUAAAAUUGAAAAUUCUCCAAAUGGGCCCAUAUUUCUUGGAUCCAAACAUGAUUCUAAUCUUGUUAGAAGACUCCUGGCCCAAUCCCAUGCCAUUUUAUUAUUUAUUUUAUUUAUCUUGAUUUAAUUCAUUUUAAAUUCAAUUUAAUUAAAAUAAAUAUUGGG
Molecule: messenger RNA, 37785 nt
Organism: Vicia villosa (hairy vetch)
Lineage: Eukaryota; Viridiplantae; Streptophyta; Magnoliopsida; Fabales; Fabaceae
Exons: 3
Coding region: 21437-22681 (414 amino acids)
Biological process (GO): proteolysis
Molecular function (GO): aspartic-type endopeptidase activity
Source: RefSeq, a predicted model, not a curated record